GAUGUAUAUUGAGCACCUGAUUUAAGGAUACUCAGAAAUGGCGAAUAAUGGAGAGCAUUACAUUUCUAAAAGCUACAAUCCACAGUUUAUGAACAAUCUGAAGCAAUUACUAGACACACAGCUGUUUUGUGACAUCAGUAUCCAAGUCUCAACAGAAACAUUCCAGGCUCAUCAAGUAGUUCUGGCUGCUGGCGGACAGUACUUCAGAGCCAUGUUCUCUAGUGCAAUGUAUGAUGUGGAAAACAAGUGUAUCACUCUCCAUGACAUAUCCCCCUCCACAUUUCAAUCACUGUUGACAUUUAUCUAUACAGGUGAGAUUGACAUUACCUGGGAUAACUGCCAGGAUGUUUUAGCAGCAGCAGACAUGUUUGGAAUUACAUGUAUAGUUAGUGAAUGCACCAAGUUCUUACAAAAACAUCUAGACAGCCAAAAUUGUGUUGGUAUAUACCAGUUUGCUGAUAUUCAUUCCUGCUCAGAGCUGAAAACUGAUGCUGAAAAAUUUAUCCACAAGAAUUUUGUAUCUACGUCUCAGGAAGAGGAGUAUUUAGAGCUUAGUGAAAAUCUUGUCAUGGAGCUUCUAGAGAGUGAACAAUUGUGCGUGCCUUCUGAAACAGAGGUCCUCCAGGCAGCCUUAAGGUGGCUUCUACAUGAUCCACAAAACAGGAAGUUAUCUGUGUUCAAUAUCCUUAACAAUGUUAGGUUCCCCAUCAUAUCAGAAGCUGAAUUUGAGGAAACCAUGGAGGACUGCUAUGAUUUAAGUAUCAAGAUAGCUGUGAAAAAAUUUGCACAAGACUUGAUGAAUGAUAGGAAGUUGUGUAAUAAAUUAAAUCUUAGGCUUGUAAAACCACAUCUAGUGCAGCCAAGAAAGUCUGCAAGAAAAAGCAUAUAUGUGAUCGGUGGAUACUUCCACGCAAAAGGUGGAAGGUGGAGUGACAUUCAUACAUUGGAAACUGUGGAAAAAUUUGAUACUUUUUCUCAUGAGUGGGAAACCAUUCCAAGUUUACAGUACCCCAGAAACCACAUUGGGUCUACAGUCAUUAAUGGACAGAUUUAUGUUGUGGGUGGCGAGAAUGAGUCCCUCAUUUAUGACCUGGUAGAGUGUUAUGACCCUAUCAGUAAAAAGUGGUCCACAGCCCCUCCCCUCACCCAACCACGCUGCGGGCAUGGCUUAGCUUCUCUAGGAGACUGUCUUUAUGCCUUUGGGGGAUGGGUGGGGACUGAGCUGGGAGGCACAGUAGAGAAGUUUGACCCCACAACAAAUGAGUGGGUCAUAGUGUGCAAGAUGCCAACCCUGAGAUUUGAAACAGCUGUUACUGAGUUGGAUGGCCUAAUUUACAUUAUUGGUGGAAUGGAUAAAGACUAUGGAUUUGGGUCAGAACUGACAAUAGUGGAAAGUUUUAACCCAGUGACCAAGGAAUGGGAGGAGUUGCCUCCCUUGAACACACCCCGUGCCAAUGCCAGUGUGGCCACACUUAAUGGCUACAUUUAUGUGAUGGGGGGAUUCAACACCAGGGAUGGGGACCUAGCAUCCGUGGAGAGGUACUCACCAGAAGAGAAUGUGUGGGAGGCGGUGCCAGACAUGAAUCAGAAGAGAACGGCGCCAUGUUCGGUCAGCGUGAAUGGACUGUUGUAUGUGAUGGGAGGUCGUCAGUUCUUUGUCAGACUGGACAUGUUUAGCUGUAACGAGACUAUCAACAGUAUGGAAUGUUUUGACCCUAUCUUAAACUGUUGGCAUGAACUACCAGCCAUGCCUACACCUAGGUGUGAAGCAGGUGCUGUGGUGUUAUAGUGUUCAAUUACAGAACACAGACAGUUUUUUUUCCUACAACUGUAGAACACAGUAAAUUUUUACUUGUGAAGUUUUUGCUUCACUAGAGGAAAAAUGCAGUGUACAGAAGUUGUUCCUUUUGCCAAUAUGAAGAUGUUUUGAAGGUGCUGUGAUUCUGACGAUAUUUACAAAAUUUAUGUAUAUUAAUUAUUGAAAUAUUCUAUUACUGGGUAAUAAUUUAUCUCCACAACUUCCUACAUGAACAUUCAAGUUUAAUUAAAGGUUAUUUCCAAUGCUUAACCAGGGUGCAUUAUAAAAAUAGUUUUCAAGAGUACACAAUAAAUUGGCACAUACUACCUAAAUUUCAAAUAUCAAAGUGAAACAUUAUUAUACUGGAUACUUAAAUUUAGUGUGAAGUUUAGUGUUCUGGAUAUGUUUGAUUAAAGACUUUUGUGGUUGUUGAAAAAAAACAAACUUCAGAAUUUUUGUAGUGUAUAUAUAUGCUUUUUGCAUUUGAUAUAUACUUCUGGUAUCAGUGAUUAGAUUUAAAAAAAGAAAGAAAAAGUUUAAAUUAUCCAGAAUAGCAUUGCUUUACAACAGUAACUUGUAUCUUGUAAUGAAACCAUGUCUACAUUGCACUUAGUGCCAUUCUUAGGAAAAACUGCAACACGUGCCAUCUACCCUAUAUAAGCAAAUCUUUACUGGUCAAAUCCUCUUACAGAAAUCUUUGCAGACUUAGAAGUCUGUCUAUCCAACUUUAUUUGACCCCAUAAUAUAGAAUUUGAGGUUCACCAGCAGUAAAUCUAAGGAAAUCUCCACACUUUCCAGAUGGUACUAGUCAGUUGCAUGUUGUUUUAGAUGUUCUUUAAAAACUAUGGUUUGAGAGUGAUAUUCUGAGUGAGUUGAUGAUUUUAAUAUGUAUUUAUUGUGAAAGUUUAUAAUUUCUAUUAAAUGACUCUAUAUGAA
Saccostrea echinata is the source of this 2734-nucleotide messenger RNA. Its product is annotated as actin-binding protein IPP-like. Gene Ontology annotation, molecular function: protein binding. The record is from RefSeq and is a predicted model, not a curated record. NCBI's taxonomy places the organism in Eukaryota, Metazoa, Mollusca, Bivalvia, Ostreida, Ostreidae. Bases 38 to 1789 code for a protein of 583 amino acids. The transcript has 6 exons.